This is a messenger RNA of Solanum dulcamara, 1150 nucleotides long. RefSeq names its product cytochrome P450 72A225-like. Gene Ontology annotation, molecular function: iron ion binding; heme binding; monooxygenase activity. Lineage: Eukaryota; Viridiplantae; Streptophyta; Magnoliopsida; Solanales; Solanaceae. The record is from RefSeq and is a predicted model, not a curated record. Bases 1 to 1116 code for a protein of 371 amino acids. The transcript is spliced from 5 exons.
AUGUUUUUCCCACUAAUGAGAUAUUACUUACUUGUAGGUAAGAAUUCUUUUAUAUGGUUGGGACCAAAUCCAGCAAUGCUCAUCAUGGACCCAGAACUUAUAAGGGAGAUCUUGUCGAAGAGUAAUAUUUUCCAGAAACCUCCCCCAGCACUCACGAAGCUGCUAGCCAAAGGAAUCUUGAGCUAUGAAGCAGAUAAAUGGGCUAAACAUAGAAGAAUCAUCAAUCCUACUUUUCAUCUUGACAAGUUGAAGCAUAUGGUACCUUCAUUUCAUUUGACUACUUGUGAGAUGUUGACCAAAUGGGAGAAAAUUGUCUCGACGGAAAUAUCAGAGGUAGAUGUGUGGCCAUAUCUUCAAACUUUGACAAGUGAUGCCAUCUCAAGAACUGCUUUUGGAAGUAGCUAUGAAGAAGGUAGAAAGAUACACAAACUUCAACAAGAACUAGCCAAAAUUAUUGUAAAAGAGACAGAGGCAAGUUACAUUAGUGCUGGCAUCACUGACUGUGCAGCCCAAUUGGUGAAAGGUGAUCCCCUUAAGGUGGAUGUAAAGGAGCCAGAGUAUUUGCCUACUGUAUGGUCAAUGAUUUUACUGAGCAAACACUUCGAUUGGCAAGCUCGUGCUAGAGAAGAGGUUUUGCAAGUCUUUGGCAGCAACAUACCUGAUUAUGAUAAGUUGAAUCAACUCAAUGUUGUAACCAUGAUUAUCCAAGAAGUCUUGAGAUUAUAUACACCAAAGUUUUUGAUGGGUAGAGAGGUACACAAAGAAACCAAAUUGGGCAACUUGUCAAUACCAAGUGGACUGCAACUCCUAUUGCCAACAAUACUGUUGCAUCAUGACCAAGAAAUAUGGGGUGAAGAUGCUAAGGAAUUCAAUCCAGAGAGGUUUAGUGAAGGAGUCAACAGAGCAACAAAAGGGAAAUUUGCAUAUUUUCCAUUUAGUUGGGGACCUAGAAAUUGCAUUGGAAGAAACUUUGCUAUGUUGGAGGCUAAAAUGGCACUUGCUAUGAUUCUACAACAAUUUUCUUUUGAGGUUUCUCCAUCUUAUGCUCAUGUUCCUUAUUCAGUGUUCACUCUUCUACCUCAAUAUGGUGCUCAACUAAUUCUAAACAAGCUAUAGAUACGGAUAAGAUUUGCAUAAAUUUUAUCCUUCG